This is a messenger RNA of Coffea eugenioides, 1583 nucleotides long. Its product is annotated as ankyrin repeat-containing protein BDA1-like. Lineage: Eukaryota; Viridiplantae; Streptophyta; Magnoliopsida; Gentianales; Rubiaceae. The transcript has 2 exons. Gene Ontology annotation, molecular function: protein binding. Bases 83 to 1462 code for a protein of 459 amino acids. The record is from RefSeq and is a predicted model, not a curated record.
AAUUUUCCAAGAACGAAGAGCUAAAACUAAAUAAUGAAACCUGAAUCAUUCAAGGCCCCUGUUGCAAGAUUACCUAAAGAGGAUGGAUAGGAGGCUCAUAGAAGCUGCGCUGACAGGAAAUGUUCAAGACUUGCAAAAUCUCAUAAAAGAGAAUCCCCUCCUACUCAGGUCAGCUCCAUUGGCAGUUUCUGAGACUCCGUUGCACAUAGCUUGCAUAGGAGGCCACAUUGAUUAUGUGAAAGAGGUUUUACAUUUAAGGCCGGAGUUUGCUGAAGAGCUCAACCAGGAUGGAUUUAGCCCCUUGCAUAUUGCAUCAGGUAAUGGGGACAUACAAAUUGUGAAAGAGCUUUUGCAGGUAAAUUGCUUUCUGUGCCUGAUCAAGGGAAGAGAGAGGCGAAUCCCGCUUCAUUAUGCUGCGAUUAAAGGCAGGAUUCAUGUCAUCCACGAACUGCUUUCUGCUUGUGCCGAGUCAGUUGGGUAUGUGACUGGACGAGGUGAGACAAUCCUUCAUUUGGCUUUAAAGAACAACCAAUUCGAGGCCUUUGAAUUCUUGGUACAGUACCUGAUACGGUCAAACAAUCGGGAGAUCUUGAAUAAGAAGGACCAUCAGGGUGAGUCCAUUUUGCAUCUUGCUGUCUCGAGAAAGCAGUAUGAGGUAAUCGAUUUCAUGCUCGACAAAAAUGUUUUUCAUGAGGGCAGAGUUGAGGUCAACUCGUUGAACAAGAGGGGUUUUACGCCUAUUGAUAGCUUACUAUCUGAAGGGGGCGAUAGAGAAAUAGAGGAAAUGCUUAAAGCAGCUGGGGCUAGAAUGGCAGCAGACUUGCAGUCACCUCAAAAUGGAGCAUCAUCUGAUAAUUUGGUCGUCACAACUCAGAGUCCAUCACCUUUCCAGUCAAGGAGAGUGCGCGCUCAAUCUCCCUCAGCGAAGUUGCUAAACUAUUUCAAGUUUGACAAGCUUAGAGAUUCUCCAAAUGAAGUGCGAAACACAUUGCUUGUGUUAGCUGUGUUAAUUGCAACAGCAACAUAUCAAGCUGUGCUUAGUCCACCCGGUGGCGUUUGGCAAGACGACUCUUUGCCUAGUCAAGGUACAGGCACAAACGCCACAUCCACCAAACCCCACAAAGCUGGAGAAGCAGUAAUGGGCACUCACCGCAAGACUUCUUAUGGUCUUUUUCUGAUUUUUAAUUCAAUUGGAUUUUUUAUGUCCACUUUCAUGAUAAACGUUCUCACUGCUGGAUUUCCCUUAAGAAUGGAGUUGCAACUCUCUCUUUUGGCGCUUAUGGCAACUUAUGAUACUUCCAUGGCUGCAAUAUCACCAGAUGAGGACAUCACUUUGUGGUUCACCAUUCUAUCCGCAGUUCUGCCGGUGUUGAUACCUAUAGUAACCAAGAUAAUGAGGGAUCAUUGCAAGUUACAAAAGUUCAGACUACCAUCAGUUCUGAUGGAAGUUCUCCAGUUCUGAUGAUGUUUUUCAGCAUGUAUGUAGCUACUUUCUUAAUCGCUGUUCUGUAUUUCUUUUGUUGGUUCAUUAGGAUAAUCAUGUCAAUUUAUUGUGAGUUUAAUCUCAUUUUACCAUAUAUUAA